UUACCUACAAACUAAAUGCCUUGCAAAAUGAUCAAUCGGACAACUCGUAUCUAGCACAAUUCAGGUACAAUGAAGAUUCCCUCAACGUCUCUUUCGACCCGGCAACUUGGAGGUUAUGUCUGUAGUGGUUGCACACGUCAAUUACGGCGUCAGAGAAGAAGUUAUGCCACCUCCACCGUCAACCCGGAUCUCUACGACGUAGUCUGUGUAGGAGGGGGGCCAGCAGGACUCAGUCUCCUAGCUGCUUUACGUUCGCAACCGGCCACAGCCAAUCUCAAAAUCGCGCUUGUCGAAAGCCAGCGCCUGGACGCAACGCGCAACUUCCAGCUCCCUCCGACGCAGUUCUCCAACCGCUGCAGCUCAUUGACCCCGUCUUCGGUACGAUUCCUAGAGCAGGUCGGCGCCUGGCAGCACGUGGACCAGAAGAGAGUGCAAAGCUAUGAGGAAAUGCAGGUCUGGGAUGGGGUUACGGGGGCGAGGAUCGAGUUUGACUGGCCCGCGGAGAAGCGCGGACAGACGAUUGCGUACAUGAAUGAGAAUCUUAACCUGACGUCUGGUCUCCUGAAGAGGAUUGACGAGCUGGGUGGGGUGGAGGUGCUGGAUGGACAGAAGGUGGAGGAUAUUGCGCUCGGCUCCGAGACGGAGGAUUUUGAUCUGAGCAGCUGGCCGGUCGUGAGCUUGAGCGGGGGCCGGAAACUGGCUGCGCGGUUGCUGGUCGGUGCUGAUGGAGCCAAUAGUCCUGUGAGGGCAUUUGCGGGUAUCGGGAGCAGAGGUUGGGAUUAUGAGCGCCAUGGUGUUGUCGCGACGCUCCAAAUGGAGGGGCCAGGAUGGGGGGGAGAGUCCAAGAUUGCGUAUCAGAGAUUCUUGCCAACGGGCCCGGUGGCUAUGCUUCCACUUCCGGGGGACUACUCGACGCUGGUUUGGUCAACUACUCCCGCCCUCGCGGCGCACCUGAAGACUUUGAGCCCCAAGGAUUUCAUUGCUAUGGUGAACGCUGCAUUCCGGCUCUCGCCGGUGGAUCUUGCAUAUAUGCAUACGCAGAGUGAUGGCCAGGCCGAUGAGCUGGCUUGGAGAUCACAACACACGAAUUUCGACCAGCACCGGAUUCCUCAGCAAGUGAUCGGGGUCCAGGAAGGCAGUAUUGCCUCGUUCCCGCUCAAGUUGCGACAUGCUGAUACAUAUAUUGGGGAGCGUGUCGCCCUCGUCGGUGACGCUGCCCAUACCAUCCACCCACUUGCGGGCCAGGGCUUGAAUCAAGGACAGGGUGACGUGGAGAGUUUGGCGAACACUAUCCAAUAUGCUGUCACUCAUGGCCAGGACAUCGGGGUGCGAAUGUCGCUGGAACCAUACAACGCGGAGAGAUACGCUGCGAAUAACAUGCUGCUGGGCGUGGUGGACAAGUUGCACAAGCUGUACGCUGUUGAGAGUGGACCGAUUGUACCAUUAAGGAGUAUUGGACUGAGAGCUGUGAACGCCUUGGGACCGGUAAAACAAUUCUUCAUGGACCAAGCCGCGGGGACUGGUGUCAAGAUACUUUGAGUCGAGAUUUCCUCAAAAGUUGGAAUUAAUCAAGUGUAUAAAUAGUAGGGACGGCUGUACAAUUCUAGUAGCCUAGACAUCAAAAAUCUGUAAGAACCGGAACGCCAUGCUUGUAAUGCCAUCGCAAAAGACUGCUUCCUCCGCAUAAUGACCACAUCAUCGCAUCGAAUCAUAACUAUCUGAACGCCUCGAGUCUCAGAUCACCUCCCCUUUCUCCCAAACGCCAAUCCCCAGGCCCAUGAAACAACAUGUCCUCUCUCCUCAUCCACAUCAGACCGUAUUGUCAUGGUAAUAAAAGUCAAUAUCUCUCGGUCUUCUCCUAUUAUUGGCCACGAA
Amorphotheca resinae ATCC 22711 is the source of this 1875-nucleotide messenger RNA. RefSeq lists its product as hypothetical. Gene Ontology annotation, biological process: ubiquinone biosynthetic process. Lineage: Eukaryota; Fungi; Ascomycota; Leotiomycetes; Helotiales; Amorphothecaceae. The coding region runs from base 70 to 1539 and encodes 489 amino acids. Gene Ontology annotation, molecular function: FAD binding; oxidoreductase activity, acting on paired donors, with incorporation or reduction of molecular oxygen, NAD(P)H as one donor, and incorporation of one atom of oxygen; 2-octaprenyl-6-methoxyphenol hydroxylase activity. Gene Ontology annotation, cellular component: mitochondrion. The record is from RefSeq and is a predicted model, not a curated record. The transcript is spliced from 2 exons.